Messenger RNA from Salpingoeca rosetta, 2151 nucleotides. RefSeq lists its product as uncharacterized. The transcript has a single exon. The record is from RefSeq and is a predicted model, not a curated record. NCBI's taxonomy places the organism in Eukaryota, Choanoflagellata, Craspedida, Salpingoecidae. Bases 193 to 1983 code for a protein of 596 amino acids.
CAUUCACACACACACACGUUCACCCGCUGAACCGAACUACAGAACUCUGCCAUAGUCAUCAAUAGCAGCGAGCAACUGUUUCGCCCCGUCGUCUUUCUUCCUCUUCCGUGCUUCAUCACCUGACCCCUUCUCCUCUCCCCCUCCCCGGUAAAGCUGACGUCUCUUCCACCCGCAACCGUACCACGCGACAACAUGCAGUCACCGUGCGUAUUCCUGUCGGCAGAGCACAUCGAAGCAGCGGCUGCAGCCGGCAGCUUGCGGAGGCAGCUUGAAGACCGUGGGCUGCACGUGUACUACGAUGGCUCUCAGCAGCACCCAGACGCAGCAACGCAGGCCAUUUCGCGGGCACAUGUCAUCAUCAUUCUUGGCACGAAGCAGUACGGCAAACGCACGUCGACGCUCUUCAACACGCAUGAGGAGCUCCGUUGCAUCUUGGAAGCGCAAAAGCCGGUCCUGCUGGUGCACAUGUGCAGCAACUUCAAAUACGCAUCGACGCAGAGCCUGCUCUCGUUGACCCCGCACCACUCAUUCGUGUGGUUGCCACAUGCGGGCCAGGGCAGCAGUGCCGACACGUCCCCACCUCCACCUCGCCCGUUGCUCAGCACAAUCGAGGGCAUGGUCGCCGAGUAUCACGGGACAGAUCAGCUCCGACGACCCACCGAACAGGGCACGGGGCCCAAAACCACAAGGGCCGAGCACGUGCACUCACCUCUGCCCAUCAGGCGCGUGGCCAGCCUCGGUGCCCUGCACUUUGGCAGCGGCAGGACCGCAAGCGGAGCCAAGCACCACGUUGACGGCAUGUACCGGGACAAGCCCCACAUGCACGACAGAGAAGGUCAAUCCUCAUCUCCAACUCACAGCAGCAACAGCAGCGGCAGCAGCAGCGGCAGCAGCAGCGGCAGUGGCGUCAACAACAACCACGGCGCCACUCCCAGCGACGAAGCGACACCCGUUGCUGGUGCCAGCAGAGAAUUCGGCUGGGCCACUGCGGUGCUCAGUGGCGUGGUGCUCCACAGGAAGCAACAUGAUGUUGUGGCCACUGGGCUCAGUGCCCUCGUUGCCAGUAUCAAAGACGGCAACGAAGAGCUGGCGUCGUACGUUGUUGGGCACGAGGGUGCUGCGGAUGUGAUCGUGGCAGCAAUGCAGGAGCACGUGCAUGACCUGGAGCUGCAGCGUGCAGCUACGUUCCUCCUCUGCCGCAUGGCAGCAAGUGCAAAAAGGCUCACAGCAGCCGUCAGCACGACGGCACUCAUGACACGUCUGGCGUCUCGCCAUCAUCCUCAACAUCCUGUCCACAGCAGCGCUGGCAGAGUGCGGGACAGUGGUGCGUGCGGCCUUCCACGCGAAAGCGUGAUGGCAACAUUGCUGUCCAUGUGUGCGCAUCAAGAGGACGCUGUGUUACAAACCCUCGGCUGCGAAUUGCUGUGCUCAGUGAGCGAGGAGUGCCCAGACAUGCGCUCGCUCCUGUUCCAGCUUGGCGCCACCGACGUCCUCAUCUCUGCCAUGACGCAGCACCCAGGGGUCGGCUACUUGCAGCGGGCCGGCAGCACGCUCCUUCGCGACAUUGUUCGGCACAUGAAGCCAAGCCCUCACGUCGCGGCAAGCGCUGUUGCGGUACUGCACGCGGUAAUGACCGCUCUGCGACUGCGUGUGCAGGACGUUGGCUUGGUGGAUGUUGGUCUCGAAUGCUUUGUUGCUUGCGUGGCAACCUUUCAAACAUCCUCCUACAUCGCCGAAACCACACACUGCACGGUGCGAGAGGCCCUGCUGCUGGUGUUGUCUGUGAUGGCCCAGCACGCCGACAAGGCUGCCAUCCAGGUGCAAGCGCUUGUUGUGCUGGAGAAGCUCAUCCCGCUGAUCAAGCGGGGCGAUGCGGAACUUGAGGCGAUGGUUCUGCGCAGCGCUGCCAUGGCCAUCAGCCACUUCCCCUCCAACAGGCAUCUCCAGCAACACACGGAGCGCGUGCUGCGGUUAUGCGCAUAGGCUCGGCUGGAUUGGAUGUUUGCUCUCUUUGAAGUCUUUUGUGCACAGCUUGCUUGCAGGUUAGAAACACAGGCACGUCAUGUGUCAUGCAUGUCAUGUAUUGGUACAAUAAACGAUCGCAAAGCAAGAUGUAAUCAAGGGGAGUGUGUGUAGGGACAGCAGUGGCAU